This is a messenger RNA of Eptesicus fuscus (big brown bat), 2193 nucleotides long. It is a transcript of the gene ZSWIM2, whose product is annotated as zinc finger SWIM-type containing 2. Gene Ontology annotation, molecular function: zinc ion binding; ubiquitin protein ligase activity. NCBI's taxonomy places the organism in Eukaryota, Metazoa, Chordata, Mammalia, Chiroptera, Vespertilionidae. The record is from RefSeq and is a predicted model, not a curated record.
AUGCAGCGCGGAGGCCCCGCCAAGGCCGCUCCGCGGCGCAGACACCUGAGCCGCCGGCUGAGCCGCGCGCAGGACCGGGCGCUGGGCGGCAGCAUCUACCUGGUGCGGGAGAGCGGCCCCACCGGCUUCCUGCUGCGCGAGGAGGAGCCCGCCUUCCGCGACUUCCGAGUUUUCCUGGGAAACCCGCACACCUGUAACUGCCCCGCGUUUCAGAAGGGGGCGGAGCUCUGCAAGCACAUAUGCUGGAUCUUGUUGAAAAAAUUCAAGCUUCCAAGGAAUCAUGAAUAUGCUCUGCAGUUAGGCCUGGUGGAAGGAGAGAUCGAUGACCUGCUCCGGGGGGUGGAUCGCUUGCCCUCUCCCCCAAAACCAGCCAACGGCCCCCAUGCACACACGGAAGGCGACGGGUGUGCGAAGCAGAAGGAGGUCGGCCCCGAGGACAUCUGCUCCAUCUGCCAGGAGGUGCUGCUGGAGAAGAAGCUUCCCGUCACCUUCUGCAGGUUUGGUUGUGGCAAUAACGUGCACAUAAAAUGCAUGAAGAUCUUGGCCAAUUACCAGAAUGCCGCGGCAGGCACGUCUAUGUUGAAAUGUCCGCUGUGCAGGGAGGACUUUGCACCGUUAAACCUGAUCUUGGAGGAAUUCAAAAACGCGAGCAAACUCGUGACCGUGGCGGAGAGGGAGCGCCUGGGCAGGCAGCUGGGGAUCCCCUGCAACAGCUGCCAGCAGUGCCCCAUCGAGGGCACGUGUUACAAGUGCGCCCAGUGCGAGGAGUACCACCUGUGCCAGGCCUGCUUCGACAGCGGCUGCCACCGCGCCCACGCGUUCACUUUCCGGGAGAAGAGAAAUCAAAGAUGGAAACCACUAGAAAAAAGACCAGGUGAAACUGAGAAAUACAGAGAUGUUAAAAACGACGUAGAACAGACACCACAUCUUCCAGAAAAGCCAGGCCAGGCGCACACGCCGAAGCACGCGGUGCGGGCGCUGCCCCUGCUGAUGGUCACGAAGAACAGCAAGCUGCUGGCCCCCGGCCUCCAGUGCCGCCUCUGCCUGCAGCCCUUCUGCCCCGGCCAGUACGCCAGGCUGCUCCCCUGCGCCCACAAGUUCCACAGGAAAUGUAUUGACAGCUGGUUAGUCCACAAGUGCAACGCAUGCCCCGUUGAUGGACAAGUCAUAUACAACCCUUUGCUCUGGAAAGACACAGCCGUGAAUGGACGCGGCCAUCACUCCGUUCCAAACUCAGAGGUCGCCCGUCUGUCGAAGCAGGAAGAACCAGGGCUCUUCAUUCCUGGUACUGGGUUGGCGUUAAAACAAAACAGAGCUGGGGUUGUGCCUAGCAUCCACCAACGUAAUUCUGAAAAGUCGAAGACGCCUCCGCGAUGCACAGACACCCACCAGGAAAUGACAUUAGGUGACCUGUACUCUCUCAACGUAGACGAUGCAAAUUCAAGGAAAUUAAUCUACGAGUAUAAAAUCAGGCAACAUUUCCCCCGGUAUUUUCACGACUUACCCACGGGAUCCUCUGGGAAAAUACCAUCUCAAACAUUUCUUCCUUCUAUCACUCGCAAGAAAAACGUAUGUCCCCCUGGAACGGGACGUCCCCGGGUCAAUGAAACCGGUCAAAGCCAGAAGCUGACCAAAGGCUCUAAACGUAUCCACCACAAUCUGAAGAAGAUUCUCGGUACCCACGUCAGAGAGGAAAACAGGAGACCAAAUACCCCAGAAGAUUCCGAUCUUAUUGCCAGUUGGGGUACAACUAAGAGUUUGUCUACAAGGUGUGCUAAUUGUUUGGGGAAACUUAGAAGAAAAUGCCAUCAUCGAUCAAGAAGGCCUAUGUCUCACCCUUUACAUAAAACAGAGCUGAGCUGUCGUUAACAUCGGAAGGAGCUCAGUUAUGAAAAUAUACUUUUGACUAACAUCAGGAUUUUCUACUAUUUGGAUAUCGAACAUGAAAUGUUUUCUUUGUAGAACGUAAAGCAAUACUAUAUAGCUUUGACAAAUGGGUAUAAAAUUUUCUGUUGUCAUUUUGCUCACUUGUCCAUGAAGAACUAACUACUCAUAAAGGAAAUUAGUUCCUUCUUUAUAAGACUUAAAGUGUUAGGUUUCUCAAUGAGUAUGUUCAGGAUGUUAUGAAUUAUGAAUAUUUUUUGAACUUUUAUAUCUGAUUUUAUGUUCAUUAAAAUAAUUAUUAUUACUUAA